Messenger RNA from Larimichthys crocea (large yellow croaker), 1744 nucleotides. It is a transcript of the gene rab34a, whose product is annotated as RAB34, member RAS oncogene family a. The record is from RefSeq and is a predicted model, not a curated record. The transcript is spliced from 11 exons. Bases 297 to 1100 code for a protein of 267 amino acids. Gene Ontology annotation, molecular function: GTPase activity; GTP binding. NCBI's taxonomy places the organism in Eukaryota, Metazoa, Chordata, Actinopteri, Sciaenidae.
CAGGGGACCGAGCAGAGGAAAUGUGGGAGGAAAGGAAAAAAGAAAAAAAACCCCAUCCAGGCAUCUGAGUCAGCAGCGGCUCCAGUCUGCUGCUCCCCCCCUUUAACUUCCGUGGAUCGUCUUCAGCUCAGUCCAACACAAACUCAACACGUUUAUUUCUCAGUUAUGAGCUUGGAUGAGUUAAAGCCACAAGAAGAAGAAGAAGAAGAAGAAUCUUUGUGAGGAGAAACAGCGCACAGGAGAAGACAAGAGGAAACUUGCAGCGGACCAUCCUGACUCGUUGAGGUUGAAGCUUCAUGUCUGUCCGAGUUGCAGCCAUGAGUGUUCUUCCUCCUGUACGAAAGGACCGCAUCAUCGCUCAGCUCCCUCAGUAUUUCAGGAAAGAGGCCGCUCUGCACACUAAAGACGAUUUCAACAACAAAGUGAGGACUGCCUGUCAGGAGCAGCGCACGGGCACCGUGGGCAGAUUUAAAAUCUCUAAGGUCAUCGUGGUGGGUGACCUGGCUGUGGGGAAAACCUGUCUGAUUAAUAGAUUUUGCAAAGAUGCAUUCGAUAAGAACUACAAGGCAACGAUCGGCGUCGACUUUGAGAUGGAGCGCUUCGAGGUGCUUGGGGUUCCUUUCAGCCUCCAGCUGUGGGACACUGCAGGACAAGAGAGGUUCAAGUGCAUCGCCUCUACGUACUACAGAGGAGCUCAGGUUGUGAUCAUCGCGUUUGAUGUGAAUGAUGUGGCCUCUUUGGGCCAUGUAAGGCAGUGGCUCGAGGACGCCCUGAGAGAGAAUGACCCCACAGCUGUUGAGCUGUUCCUGGUGGGCACAAAGAAAGACCUGAGCUCUCCUGCUCAGUAUUCUCUGAUCGAACAAGACGCCAUCAAACUAGCACAGGAGAUCAGUGCGGAGUAUUGGGCUGUGUCGUCGCUGACAGGGGAGAACGUGAAGGAGUUUUUCUUUCGAGUUGCAUCUUUGGCUUUUGAGACCAACGUUCUCGCCGAGCUGGAGAAAAGUGGGCCGAGGCAAAUUGGCAACGUAGUCAGGAUUAACAGCACUUCAAACAGUCUGUACACUUCAUCGAAGAAGAAACAGUCAAACUGCUGUCAGUAAGGAUGGAGGCGAAGGUGGAGUCUGAGGGUUUUUCUCAGUGGAAAAAGACUGUGGCUGCUCUCCAGCUCAUGGGAGGGAGUUUCUGUGGUCAGAACAGGCGGAGGGAUGCUGGAGUUUUACUUCCUGACAUGUCUGAGUUCAGUUUUUCCUGGCCUAGAAAGAGUUUUCCUCUGUGGGAUGUGGAUUAUUGCGGUGUCUGAAGUUACAGGGUGACACAGCAAUUACAUAAAAAAACGACUGUUGGUACCGCAAAGAUGCCAAAGAAUGAAUGUGGAUGUUUUAACAUGAUGUAUGCGUGGAGGCUUACUUUACUUAGAGCUUGAGUUAAAUACGCUGUACUGCUGCUGUAGUUCCUUCACAAUAAUACUCUGCUGUUUUACUCUUUUUAUAAUAUUGUAGGUUCCCAACCUUAAGGAAGAAAAUCUAUCCUAAAAACAGAUUAGUGGAGAAAAUAAUCAGAAUAUUAUAAAACAAUAAUGUUAAUCAUCUCACACCUCCAGGUUGGGAACUGUUGUUUGUUUAUCCACAGUGUAUUCUGCUUCAUAGGUAUGUUUUGUUUUGUUUUUUCUUUUUGUUUACAGUCAAAUCAGUGAAACUGAAAUCACGUGUACGAAUAUUUUCUUUAAUAUUUCUUUUCUUCAAAA